Molecule: messenger RNA, 410 nt
Organism: Closterium sp. Naga37s-1
Lineage: Eukaryota; Viridiplantae; Streptophyta; Zygnematophyceae; Desmidiales; Closteriaceae
Source: the annotation of a GenBank genome assembly
AGGAGGACGCAGGGGAGCAGACAAGUGGGAGCAGAGAUGAAGGAGCAGAUAUGAGGGAGAAGACUGUGAUGUGGCGAGGGCAGCAAGGUGAGACAGCAAAUGGGGCGCUGAGGGGAACACAACAGGCAGACACGACAUGGUGCGAUCAGCAGCAGUGGGCGGAGCAACAUUUUGGCAGCAGCAUUGGAGAUCGAGGGUGCACAACAAUAGCACGAUCGGCUGGUGAGGCGGGGAUUGCGAUUCCUUGCGGGGAGAGGCCAGCUGGUGACGAGCUCAUCAUCGUUGUCUGUGAAGCACUCCCCCCACACCCCUCUUUGCCUGUCCCUCCCGACCCCCUCCCCCACACCCCUCUUCCCGACCCCCUCCCCAUGCGACCCACCUACCUCAACAACCACCUGCGCAGGGUCUAA